This is a messenger RNA of Panthera uncia (snow leopard), 12904 nucleotides long. It is a transcript of the gene FAR1, whose product is annotated as fatty acyl-CoA reductase 1. The record is from RefSeq and is a predicted model, not a curated record. The coding region runs from base 11242 to 12789 and encodes 515 amino acids. Gene Ontology annotation, molecular function: alcohol-forming very long-chain fatty acyl-CoA reductase (NADP+) activity. The transcript is spliced from 12 exons. Gene Ontology annotation, biological process: long-chain fatty-acyl-CoA metabolic process. Gene Ontology annotation, cellular component: peroxisome. Lineage: Eukaryota; Metazoa; Chordata; Mammalia; Carnivora; Felidae.
UUUGAGACACCUUUUGAAGAGUUUGGAUAUGGGUUAUUGGAAGACUUGAGGAUGACAUUCAAGAAGUUUGGACAAGCUGUAAGCAACUGUGGAUGAGAAUGACACAUAAAAAAUGGAUUUUAAGGAGGAUGGAACAUUUGAAUGAAGAUUUAAGUGUGGAGAUCAAUUAAGUCUGUGGUUGUAGCUUAGUUUUAUAAAUAAUGGUUCUGUAUGGUGGUUAGGAGAGAAGAAUUAGAAUAGUUGACGAUGGGGGUGCCUGGGUGGCUGAGUCCGUUAAGCUCCUGACUCUCGAUUUCGGCUCAGGUCAUGAUCCCAGGGCAGUGGGAUCUAGCCCCGCAUCAGGCUCCAUGCUGAGUGUGGAGCCUGCUUGGGAUUCUCUCUCCCUCUCUCUCUCUCUCUCUCUCUCUCUCUCUCACUCUCACUCACUCCUUCCCUCCCCCGCCUCCCUCUGUCCCCCUCCCCUGCUCGCUCACUCUCUCCAAAAAAACUAAAAAAAAAAAAAAAAAAAAAAAAAAAAAAAAAAAAAAAAUAGUUGAUGAUGGAUUGGAGGGGGGGGGGGGGGGAAAGAGGAUGAAAAUACUUUUUGAUUUUUGUGGUAAGAGAAUAUGUUGAAAAUAAGUUGGGUUAUUGAGAAGUAGAUUUGGUGUUCAACCAAAAAAUAAUCAGGAACAUUUUUGAGUCCUAUACUAGAUUAUGUUGAUAAUAAUAGCAAAAUUUAGUGGGUGCUACUUUGUGCCAGACGCUGUUUUGAGCUUUCCGAGUAUCAUCUUCCUUUGAUUAUCCCUGUUCUUUAGAUGAGGGAACUGAGAUUCAGAGAGAUUUAAUUUGCCUGAUGCCACACAGCUAAUAAGUGGCAGGUCAGUAUUGACAAAGUUAAUCAGUAAAUUUUAACUGAGCGUAUGUUUCAUGCCAGGCACUGUGUUAACUGUUGGAGGUUCACAGUUGACAAGCAAAUCUAAAGGUCAGGCCUGGGCCAUUUUAUUUUAUUAAAAACAAUUUUUUUUUUUUAACAUUUAUUUAGUUUUGAAAGACAGAGACAGACAGAGUGUGAUUGGGGAAGGGGCAGAGAGAGGGAGACACAGAAUUUGAAGCAGGCUCUAGGCUCCAAGCUGUCAGCACAGAGCCUGAUGCGGGGUUCGAACUCACUGACGGCAAGAUCAUGACCUGUGCUGAAGUCAGCUGCUUAACCGACUGAGCCACCCAGGCACCCCUGGCCUGAGCCAUUUUAAAAUAAAUUGUCAGGAAUUAAUAGAAGAGAGACAGUGAAGGGAGAGAAGAAGAGGAGUUGGAGAGACUUUUGUAGAUACUGAAGAAUAUACUGUUUUGGAAAACUUAGGAUAGAAAUAGAGAAAGUAGUCAACAACAACAUGUGUAGCUGAGAGACUCUGACGAACCAUUGAGUUAAGUCAGGAAAAAAGUUAUGUGAAUUUAGUCUCAAAAACCAGAAUGGAGAUACUAAGGUAUAAGCUGGUAGUUACUCAUAUUUAGUGGCAAGUUACUCAUAUUUAGUGGCUCUGUACAAACUUAAAAUAUGGUGUACAGAUUCAUAGGAAAGAUGUUGGUAUGUUCCUUUCUAAUAUUUUAAUCUUUGGCUGGUAAGAUCAUGGGUGGCUUAAAAAUGCUCAUAUUCUUUGUAUUUUAAGUAUAUUAAGUAAAUGGGCAUUACUUAAUAUAUGGGGGAAAAGUCAUUCUACUGAAAUGAGCUAAUAGGAAAUAUGUGGGUGAGCUAGUCUGAACUAUGUUUCGGAUAGAGGAAAAGAUGGCCUUAUUUCAGUGUAUACUGCUGCAUGUGAGAUACUUUGGUAGAUACUUUCCUGUCUUGGAAGUGACUAGACACAUCCUGAAACUGUACGUACUGAAAGAUGGCAUUUGUUUAAUCUGAGGGAUCAGGUUACUAAAUCACCUUGAGGCUUGGAGAUAUGGUCUUGGCUCUUCUGAACUCUGAAUGUUGUUCUUUUAGGGUUUAAUACAUGAAUUUAAGGUUAAACAAAGCAAACCACUCACUUGAGUGAAUCAUUUCAACUGUGUCUUUUGGACUUUACACCCUUUCCUCUUCGCACACAUUGGUUCUGUAGUUCCUCUCUUCUAGUGGGGUUGUAAUGGGCUUAGAGUUUCAGUUCAGUAAGACAAUAUGAAAGUGCUGAAUUUACAUGUAACCAAUUUAACUUAAAAUUUGCCAUUGUUUUCUGUUCCCAAUUUAAAGAAGAAAAGAGAUGAAUUUCAAGACAAUAAAAUAAGCUUUUCUUAUCAAAUAAUUAUUUAAAAGCAAACUAGUAGGAUUUGCCCCAGGAUCAGUACAGGUUUAUUCCGAUCUCUGCAAUGGAGAUGGAAGAAUCUUAUAAGUCAAGAAGAACAGGGUCUAGUUUUUAGUUUAAUUUGGCCCAUAGGGAUCAUGGGAGGAAAUAUAAUAUUUCAUCUGGGUAUUGUACUGUUCCUUUACAUAAAUUAUUACCUUUAGCUCUCAUACAGUUCUCCAAAGUGGAUAGCCUGUUACAGAUGAGACAAUGAGGCUCAGAGAAGUUAGUAAGUAACUUUCCAAAGGUUGGAGAGCUAGGAGGAGAGCUGAGAUUCAAACCUUGCUUUGUGAAACUCCAAAUCUCAUGCAUGUAAGAUCAAGGGCAAGAAAUACUUAUUUAUAUUAAUAACUACAAUUGAAAAAAAUGCCACAUAGCCUUAGGUGUUCAGUAACUGUUAUGUUAGAAGAUGGGACUGUUGCUCUGUGUGUUUGUCCUGUGACACUGGCUCUUAAAUGAUGGUGAUUAUUGUGUGUCUUUUAAGGGUGCAUUAUAUUACUUUGAGAGGUGUAUGUUUUCAUAUUUUAGUAGUUUUUUGAAAUGAAGGUGUAAUUUACAGAGUUUAUUUUAAAAUGUUUAUAUGGGGCGCCUGGGUGGCUCAGUCGGUUCAGUGUCCAACUUUGGCUCAGGUCAUGAUGUCAACAGUUUGAGUUUGAUAUUUUUGAUAUCCAUGUCAGGCUGUGUGCUCAGAGCCUGGAUCCUGCUCCGGAUUCUGUGGCUCCCUCUCCCUCUGCCUCUCCGCCACUUGUGCUCUGUCUCUCUCUGUCUCAAAAACAAAUAAACGUUAAAAAAAAUUAAAAAAUAAAAUGUUUUGGGGCGCCUGGGUGGCUCAGUCAGUUAAGCGUCUGACUUCAGCUCAGGUCACGAUCUCGCGGUCCGUGAGUUCGAGCCCUGCGUCUGGCUCUGGGCUGAUGGCUCAGAGCCUCGAGCUUGCUUCCGAUUCUGUGUCUCCCUCUCUCUCUGCCCCUCCCCCGUUCAUGCUGUGUCUCUCUCUGUCUCAAAAAUAAAUAAACGUUAAAAAAAAAUUAAAAAAAAAUAAAUAAAAUGUUUAUGCAAUGGAUACUAUCUUUUUUUUUUUUUAAUUUGACGAUCUAAUUGUCUCUGUUAAAUGGUUCAUGGGACGCCUGGGUGGCUCAGUUGGUUAAGCAUCUGACACUUGAUUUUGGCUCAGGUCAUGAUCUCAUGGUUUGUUAGUUUGAGCCCCACAUAGGGCUCUGCACUGACAGCACGGAGCCUGUUUGGGAUUCUCUGUCUUCUUCUCUCUGCCCCUCCUUCUCUCUCUCUCUCUCUCUCUCUCUCUCUCUCUCAGAUUAAUAAGCAUUUAAAAACAAAACAAACCAAAAAAAACAGAAAAAUGAUUCAUGAAUUGGACAGCACUCCAUCUAAUAAGUAGAGAGGGACUCCCAAUGGCUACUGUGUCUUAAAGUCAAAUGUGUGUCUCAGAAUUAAGGAAGAGUGGUAUAUGCAUGUAGUCUGCAUGUAUAUUGCCUUAGCAGUUUGCUGUGUACAAUUUCUUCUCAUUUCCUUCCUCUACUUAGCUUAUAACCUUUUUUCUUUUUAGUAUGAUGUAAUAUAUAGAACUCAAGUAUAUAUUAAUAAUAAAAUAGUCAUUCUUUUUAGCUAAUGAAUAUUAUAGAAGAAAGUUCUUUGAUGUGGAAAAUUAAAAUUGUACUGUGAAUCAGCAGAUCUGAGUUUUAAUUUUGGUUUUGCUAGCAACUUGAUGUGUAACUUGAGGCAAGUCAUUUCCCCUCUCUGAGCUUUAAUUUCCUCAUCUGUAAAAUGGAGUGGGGAAGGGAACCUUUAGACUUGUCCAGCCUGAACAAACUGUAUGCCCUCUGUUUAAUUAAAAAUGUGGGUGCCUUAGAUCUCUUUUUAAAAACUAUAGUAGCUUUUUACUAUUUUUUCUUUCACUUCAUCCCUUUGCAUUCUCUCCUUGCCCUUUUUUCCCAUGGAUCCUUGAGAGUACUAUUAGCUUCUCAAUGUAUUAGAGAGGAUGUGUUAUUUUUGAUAUCCUACAUUUACUAAGACAGGAUAUUUGAGAAAGUAGUAGGUACUUAGUAAAUAGUUAAAAGUGAAUAUAUGUUUUGUCUGAGUUUAAUCAAAGAAUUAUUUAAAUAAAGUAUCGCACAAAAGCUGUUAAAGUUUCAUUGAAAGUUCUGUGUAAAUAAUGAAAUGUGUUUUGAAGUAAGUUUAUCUACUCUCCACUGGGCAGAUGUACAAAGAUGAAAACUAUUGGACGUGUCUUUGUCAAGUGCUGUGUUCUAGUAGAAGAAGGAAUCUCCUUUAAACUUUGUAUUACGGAAAGUUGCCAACAUAAAAUGCACAUCACCAAUUUUAAAAAUUAUAAACCGAUUUUUAUUUUGAAGCAAAUCCCUACACAACAUUUUUACCAGUUAUUACUAAACAGCAUGAUGAGUGUAAAAAUAGACAUGCUAAUCUAAGUGAAGUGGAAAUUGUUUGUAUAAAUUGUUCAUAUUUUGAGACUUGUAUAUUAUACUGUGCUGAGCAGGGGAAAUUAUAUAAAAUAAUCUGUAAUUCAGGAGUAAUGACUGAGUAUGUGUAUAUAAAACAGAAUGUGGCAACAUGAUAUCAUAUACCAAAAUUGGUGAUAGAGAUUCUAAAUGAGAGAUGACAUUAUUUCUGAAUGAAAGUAGGAUUUAGACAAGGAGAAAGAAUGUUAGGGGGUGAGAUGAGGGUGAUCACCUGGAGAAAGCAUGUAGUUAGAAAAAUCUAACUUUAGCUUCAUAGAAAAAGUCCCAUCUUUUAAAAAAAAUGUUUAUUUAUUUUGAGAGAGAACGAGAGUGCACGCGUGUGCACGUGUGAGGGGGAGGGGCAGAGAGAGGGAGAGAGAGAGAAUCCCAAGCAGGCCCUUCACUCUCAGUGCAGAGCCCAAUGUGGGGCUCGAUCUCACGACUGAGAUCAUGACCUAAGCUGAAAUCAAGAGUUGGUUGCUUAAUUGACUGAACCACCCAGGCGCCCCUAAAUCUGUAUCUCUUUAUAUCUUUUAGAACCCUACGGCAUGUUAUUGACAUACUUAGAUCUUAAAUCAAUAUUUGAAAAAAGCCAAUUUCUGUAUUACAAACAUGGACACACUUCUUUAUGACUGUAUCACUGUCUGUCUGGUGAAUUAUUUGACAUGUUCCAUUAAAAAGCCUUCUGAGUAUCUUAGUACCUCGUGUUAAUGGAUCCAUUUUAUCUAGAAUGUUUGUGUGUGUGUGGCAUCAGCUUUCAAAUAUAAAUCACUUUGAGAUUGUAAAUGGUGGCUUGUAUGUGUGUGUUUAAAUGUUAAUCGUUUGACAGUUUUUAGAUUACUUUGAAAUACCUAGUUUAUAUCAUUCUUGUCUUUUAUGGAAUUUUUGCCAGAAAUGUUGGCAUGACAGUCAUAUGAGAAAUCCUUGCAUUUAAGGAAUUUUUACCAUUAUAUAUUAUUAUUUUGGAGUAUUGACUUAAAUACUUUGAAGUAUUAACUGAGAAUAAAAUCUUAAAAUAUGUUCCAUAAUGCGGAGAUGUUUAGCCAAAGGUCAUGAACCUCUUUGAGCAUCUCCUCAAAUCUUUGUGCUUUAGCCUCAGAAAAAUAAACAGUAAUCCCCCCUUGUCCAUAGUUUCGCUUUACAUGGUUUCAGUUACCCAUGGCCAACCUCGGUCUGGAAGCAGAUGAUCCUCCUUCUGACAUAUCAGAAAGUCAGUAGCAGCCUAAUACUAAGUCACGGUGCCUACACCGUUUACCUCACUGCAUCUCAUCAUGUAGGCAUUUUAUCAUCUCACAUCAUUAGAAGUAUGAUAAAAUAUUUUGAGAGAGACCACGUUCACAUAACUUUUGUUACAGUAUAUUGUUAUAAUCGUUCUAUUUUAUCAUUAUUGUCAGUCUCUUAUGUGUCGAAUUUAUAAAUGAAAUUUAUCAUAGGAAUAUAUGUAUAUAUAGGAAAAACCAGUAUGUGUAGGGUUUGGUGCCAUCUGUAGUUUCAGGCAUCCACUGGGGGUCUUGGAUGUAUCCCCUGCAGGUAAGGGGGGAUUACUAUGCUAUACAUGCAUACUUAGUUUUUCAUAUAAUUCUAAUAAGACUCUCAGAACUCAUUCAAAUACCCUUACAGGUUUAUGGAUUCAGUUUAAUAAACCAUUCUCUAAUGUAUAGGCAAAAGCAUACUGCUAAAAUUCAACUCAAAUUUGUUUCUGUGUGUAUUGCUCACCUUUUACAAGCAAAUAUUUUUCAUAUUUGAGUGAUAAAAAUUGUGAAACUCAUUAUACAUAUGCCUAAUUAAAAAAAAAUAGAUCAGUCCCCUUUUUUUUUUUUUUUUAAAGAUUUUAUUUUUAAGUAAUCUCUUCACCCAUUGUGGGGCUCAGACUCACAGCUUCGAGAUCAAGGGUUGGAUGCUCUACCAACUGAGCCAGCCAGGUACCCCCAAAAUAUACCAAUUCUUAGCUGGAUUCUUGGGGAAAAAUAAACUAUCGCCAGCAUAAUACAUAUGUUGAAUGAUUUUACCAAAGAUUUUGGAAUAUGUGUUUGGUACUUCCUAUAAUAGCUCCUGAUGAGGGAAACAAAGGCAGAGAAAUGUAGCUUAAAUUAAAUCCCCUUACAGCUUGCAGUCCACUGAUAAACACCUGAAACAUGCAGAGCAUGAUCUUCCUCAAACAACUCAUGGCUGCCUUACUUCCUUUAUGUUUUUCUUUUAUUAAACACUAAAAGUAACCUUGUCUUAAUAGUAAUUAGCCUCUUAAGAUCCUGAAAGCCUUGCUUUCAAAUUCCUUAGACACUUGAGCUAUCCCUAAACCCCACUAACUUAAAAGUAUAUAAUCAGUUACUCCUCACAACCCCAGUGCAUAUCUUUCUGCCCACGGGUCCUGUCCCUGUGCUUUCAUAAAAUCACCUUUUUACACCAAACACAUCUCAAGAAUUCUUUCUUAGCCAUUUGCUCGUGAACUUCAAAUUUCAUCAUCUGGCGCCCAGGGUGGGGCAUUGAGUCUUCCCUUCUGGACUCUGAGCCUUGUUGCAAAGUUGGUGAAUACUUUCUCUUUUCUUCCUUUACUCCUAUUUCAGGGGCUUUUCAAGGAGUAUGAUCUUAUUGGAACACUUUCAUGUCGAUUGCUCAGGCUGUAAUCCUCUAGCCUGUGGAGGAGAAAUUCUGCCUUUUGGCUGGAAGUUGGUACUCUGGCCGGGAUGGUAAUAAGACCCAGAUACUUGAUGCCCUCUCUUUAUUUCUGUCCUUACAAAGUUGUCUGUGCUGGGAACGAGACAGCCACCUAAGUGACUAGCACGACUGCUGAUCUUAAAGACUCCUGUGUGAGGUUUCCUCUUUAUUGGUCUAAUGUGAUCCCCUCCACAUCCCUGGUCUAGCUGCUUCUGGCUGAGAAACUUCUACUGGGAGCCAGCUGAAACCCAACCGGGAACUGUUUCCUAGGGAAGUUGUCUGUAAAGACUAUAUGUGUUGGAAUGUCACUUACAUCAUGAUGGAUUUCUGUCUUUACUAUUUUCUGUCACUGUCCUCUACUAACUACAGAAUGGUGAAACUUUUCUAGUGUUUUCCGUUGGUUAAAAGUGGCACAGCCUUCAAGGAAACUAAGGCAUGACCUUCAUGGCAUGCUCCUCAAGACAAGGUAAACUAAGGCACAGCCUUUUACAGCACGGCUUUCAAGGCAUGGCAUGGGCACAGUAUUUUGGUCCAUAUACCAGGCACCCAUUUGUAGUAUAGGAUGCAGUGGGGAAGCUAAGGGACGCUAGCAUCCCUUUUCUAGGGCCCCUUAGUGACUGGUUGGUGAUCAUAACAGUUUUGUUUGAGGGACGCCACUGGUCGCUUUGACGCCAAGAACCUGUGAUGUAUCCUUCGUGGUAUACCCCCUGGAAGUUGAGGGCGGGGAUUUUUGGUAAUGGACCCUCUCUACUUUUCUAGAAACAUGGGAUCUUCAAUCCCCAGGGACUGUCCCUUGGGAUGCCUUUUAACCCACUAGAAUCAAUUCAAAUUGGAAAAUUUAGGAAAGGACUGAUCUUCUGUAACACUGACUAGCCUUAAUGCAAUCUAUCGGUUAAAUCUCUUCUGCAAGAAACAGGGCAAAAUGGACUGAGGUAUCCUAUGUCCAGACUUUCAUGGCCCUAAAUCAGGAUCCGGACCUGAGGGCCACUUGCAGAAUGUGUUUGCCCAAAUGUGUUUGGCCACUAACCAGGCCGAUAAACUUCCUCCUGAUAAUUGGAUGAUUGUCUAAACAGGUCUCCUCUGAAUGAACCCAGGUUGCUGGAGGAAACACAGGCCAUCCCUAAUGAAGGGGACACUGACACUCUCUCUUUCACUGUUCCUCCUUUGUCAUAGACUCAGGUUACUCUAGCUGUAUGUGGGGGCUCUUACUAUUCAUUUCUUGAGUUAAUGACUAUGAUAAUUGGAACCAAUUGUCUCUUGUUAGUCUACCUCAGGAAGGAGACUUUUAAGGUAUAUUCCCAAGCAGCUGCCGUUGUUUCGGGGAAGUUCCCUGUCUCUGGCCUGACAUGGACUGCCCAUUUCCACUUGUUGGUGGGGAAAAAAAAAUAAUCUGCAUAUGCUCAUUUGUCCAAGCUGACGGCUUUAGGAUUGGGAGACCUCUUUCUCUCUCCAUUGGCUUUUAUCCACCUCCAGCAUUCCUGGAGGCAUCUCACUUCUUCUGCAUUCCACUCCCCCUUUUCCUGUUUCUGCACAACUUUGGGUGCAACCUGCAUCUUCCAUGCUUCUGGCACCAUUAGCCCCUCCUCCUUCCCUCGCUAUCAAGGAGUGAAGAGCACUCCCUUGGACUUAAUGCUGCCCACUUCAGAUUUCUUCACUGGGACCCCAGGUAAAAAUUGACAAUGGUGAACAAAGUGAUGGACUUCAUGAGGGGACCCAAGUGGAACAUAUUUGGUAUUUGAACUAAUUUAUUAAGCUUGUUGGUUUAAUUCAGAUGCACAUGUCUUUAGAAUUAUCAGCACUAAAUACAAGACUUUUUCUACCUAGGUUUACUGAAGGUCAGAUAAGCUCUUGAAUAUCUCUGUUGCAAUUUGUCAGCAAAAAGAUGGCUAAAAAUGAUGGUUAAUUUUAUCUGUCUCAGGGUUUUCAUGGAAAAUUGUUAAGUUAGCUUUCAAGGUCUUUGGUAACCCGAAACUUUUGUUUGGAUGAUAAACUGGAUUGAAUUCAUUGAACAUCCAGGUCUUUAACAAAUAUGAUAAAAUGCUUAAGCAUUAUUAAACAUAGGUUUAUGUUUUUGACUUAUUGCAGAGAAACUAAGGAUAUUUGGGUCUGUUGGAAAAGCUGCUUUGUGCUUAGUUGAUUUAUAAAUUUGCCAUCUAAAAAAUUCUGGUGUCACAGUUCCCAAUUAGUUACCACUUAGUUUUCACUGGAGACUGAAGUUUCUAAGACUUAAAAUUCUGCUAGAUGUAACUAAGACUGAUGGAAAUAGGAAAAGGCAACUCUGUAUGUAGAAAAGUAGGAGAUAUGUAAGAAAAAUAUAAGGAAUGAAAAUACAUUUUUGUUGAAGGUAAAAUAAAGUAAUUUUGUCCUAAAUGAGACUGGUUGUUUGCAGAGAAAGGGCUUGGGACAAAAUCUGAAUGCAAAGGAAAGUUGUAGAAGGUUCGUGAAGGUAAAUCUUGGGAAAGGAAUUUUAUGUGUGGUUAGGACAGACUAAGGUUGAAAUGAAUGGAUUUUAAAAAUACACUGGUAUAAGAUUAAAAUUCUGCUUUUCUCUCUGUUUAAAAGACAAAGUUUUCUUGGAUUGUUGAUCUGCUCUUGAUAAAAAUAAAUUUGUAAACAAAGGUCUUUUCUCUUUUGUCUGCUGGGAGAACCAAAGCUUAUGUUUUGUCUUUUUCAGGUCUUUGAUUACUUAAAACUUCAAUGUUAAAGGAGCUAGGUUUUGCUAACAACUGUAUAACUCCACGUAUUUGCCUUUAGAAUCUCUUAUUGCCACCGUGGUUAAAUAAGUAAGAUUUGUGAUGAUCUGUAAUCCUAUUUAGGAUGUGCUUUAUAACUUUUUAAGGUUUUAACAAACUUUCCAGGGUUUUAAAUUGUAAAUGAAAUCUUUUUGACCAAUUGGAUGUUUUUAUUUGGUACGUUACUUUGGAAAGCCCUGUCAAACAUGAUGGUAAGCCUUUGGUUGUAUUGCUUGGUAAAUGCUAUAACUGCUCAAAUAUAUCCAUAAAAUUCUCAAAGUUUUAAUAUGUUUCGGCAUAGGGUCAUCACUUGAUAUUCCAGUUGUGGAAGUGUUAUGUGUCACAGAAAUAACGGAGUUUCCUUGUCAGUUGCAUCAUACUGAACUCUCCUAUCAGAUUGUUAACCAUGUCCAUUUUUGAGUCUUUUGUCAUUUAUAGUUAUUGUUCUGAUGCUCUUACAAAACGUGUUUCAUCUUCAAGGAUGUUUAUAAAAAGGAAUUUUAGGACAAAUACAUGUAUUUGACAUCUUUAAGAUCAUAAAACAAAUGGGUAAAAAUUUACAGAACUAAAAAGUUGCAUUCAAAUUGAGCAAGAAUUGGUAACAUGGGACUAAAUAAACGGAGGGAGAUUAUAGUUUUGUGACUCUUGUUGGAAAUAUUGUUGGUUCUCUAAUGUUUGCCCUUCCAGAUUAAGUAAACUUUCUCUUAAGAUAUCUAUGAUAUACAGAAAACUGAUAAAGUAUUCAUUUGUAAACAAACUAAAGCAUUUAACUUUUCUCCCUACCUCAACCCUCUGAAAUUCAAAAACUCUCAGUAAGUAUUCUUUCUUUCAUGGCAAUUACAGUUGUUUGCAUAAGUUCAAUAAGAAUCUGUUCUCCUUGUAACAGGUCACCAUUGGAAAUACUGGUUAUUUUACCAAGUCUUUGACUGGAAUGUCAUAUUUGAGAGCAACAUACAUACACUCAAAUAUGACCAAACAGUUUUAAGGAACUAAGGUUGACUUUAUGAAGCACGAAGCCAGUAAAGCCCCUUGGAAAUGUUGGCCUGAUACCUUGCUUACAGAGUUCCCAGCAGCCUUGUUAGGAUCAGAAUGGUUUCAAUCCCAGAGUACUAUGAAGGCAAGAAUGUCCUCCUCACUGGAGCUACCGGUUUCCUAGGGAAGGUACUUCUGGAAAAGUUGCUGAGGUCUUGUCCUAAGGUGAAUUCAGUAUAUGUUUUGGUGAGGCAGAAAGCGGGACAGACACCCCAAGAGCGAGUAGAAGAAGUUAUUAGUGGCAAGCUCUUUGACAGAUUGAGAGAUGAAAAUCCAGAUUUUAGAGAGAAAGUUAUAGCGAUCAACAGUGAACUCACCCAACCUAAACUGGCUCUUAGUGAAGAAGAUAAAGAGAUCAUCAUAGAUUCUAUCAAUAUUAUAUUCCACUGUGCAGCUACAGUAAGGUUUAAUGAAAAUUUAAGAGAUGCUGUUCAGUUAAAUGUGAUUGCUACACGUCAGCUUAUUCUCCUUGCACAACAAAUGAAGAAUCUGGAAGUAUUCAUGCAUGUAUCAACAGCAUAUGCCUACUGCAAUCGAAAGCAUAUUGAUGAAGUAGUCUAUCCACCUCCUGUGGAUCCCAAGAAACUGAUUGAUUCUUUAGAGUGGAUGGAUGAUGGCCUGGUAAAUGAUAUCACACCAAAAUUGAUAGGAGACAGACCUAAUACAUACAUAUACACGAAAGCAUUGGCAGAAUAUGUUGUACAACAAGAAGGAGCAAAGCUAAAUGUGGCGAUUGUAAGGCCAUCGAUUGUUGGUGCCAGUUGGAAAGAACCUUUUCCAGGAUGGAUUGAUAACUUUAAUGGACCAAGUGGUCUCUUUAUUGCGGCAGGGAAAGGAAUUCUUCGAACAAUGCGUGCCUCCAACAAUGCCCUUGCAGAUCUUGUUCCUGUAGAUGUAGUUGUCAACACGAGUCUUGCGGCAGCCUGGUAUUCCGGAGUUAAUAGACCAAGAAACAUCAUGGUGUAUAACUGCACAACAGGCAGCACUAAUCCUUUCCACUGGGGUGAAGUUGAAUACCAUGUAAUUUCCACUUUCAAGAGGAAUCCUCUCGAACAGGCCUUCAGACGGCCCAAUGUAAAUCUAACCUCCAAUCACCUUUUAUAUCAUUACUGGAUUGCUGUAAGCCAUAAGGCCCCAGCAUUCCUGUAUGAUAUCUACCUCAGGAUGACUGGAAGAAGCCCAAGGAUGAUGAAAACAAUAACUCGUCUUCACAAAGCUAUGGUGUUUCUUGAAUAUUUCACAAGUAAUUCUUGGGUUUGGAAUACUGACAAUGUCAAUAUGUUGAUGAAUCAACUAAACCCUGAAGAUAAAAAGACCUUUAAUAUUGAUGUACGGCAGUUACAUUGGGCAGAAUAUAUAGAGAACUACUGCAUGGGAACUAAGAAAUAUGUAUUGAAUGAAGAAAUGUCUGGCCUCCCUGCAGCUAGAAAACAUCUGAACAAGUUGAGGAACAUACGGUAUGGUUUCAAUACUAUCCUUGUGAUCCUGAUUUGGCGCAUUUUUAUUGCAAGAUCACAAAUGGCAAGAAACAUCUGGUACUUUGUGGUUAGUCUGUGUUACAAGUUUCUGUCAUACUUCCGGGCAUCCAGCACUAUGAGAUACUGAAGACGAGAAUUUAGCAUUAGAACAUCUAUGCAUAUGGUGGUCUAAAUGCACAAAAUGUAAAAUGUACUUAAGUCAUCUCACCUUUUGUCAAGACAUUAAACCAUCUUAGAUCAGA